AUGGCUUCUGGAGAUGUUCAAUCUGAUGAAAGUCUUUAUCCAAUUGCUGUUUUAAUCGAUGAAUUACGUAAUGAAGACGUUCAAUUACGUUUAAAUAGCAUAAAAAAAUUAUCCACUAUUGCAUUAGCACUUGGUGUUGAACGUACACGAUCUGAACUUAUACCAUUUCUAACUGACACUAUUUAUGAUGAAGAUGAAGUACUUUUAGCAUUAGCUGAACAAUUAGGUACAUUUACACAACUUGUUGGUGGUGAAAGUUAUGUUCAUGUUUUAUUGCCUCCAUUGGAAAGUUUAGCUCAAGUUGAAGAAACAAUUGUACGUGAUAAAGCUGUUGAAUCAUUACGUACAUUAGCACCACAACAUUCAACAACUGAUUUAGAAACAUAUUUUGUACCAACAGUUAAACGUUUAGCACAAGGUGAUUGGUUUACAUCACGUACAUCAGCAUCAGGUCUUAUAUCUGUUUGUUAUGCACGCGUUUCAAAUCAUGUUAAAGGCGAAUUACGACAAUUAUUUAAAAGUCUUUGUCAAGAUGAUACACCCAUGGUACGUCGUGCAGCAGCAGCAAAAUUAGGUGAAUUUGCUAAAGUUGUUGAACCGGAAUAUUUACGUCAAGAAUUUGUACCAUUAUUUACAAAUUUGGCAAAUGAUGAACAAGAUAGUGUACGUUUAUUAGCUGUUGAAGCUGGUAUUGCUAUGGCUGGUCUAUUUCGACAUGAAGAUCUUGAACAACAAAUGAUGCAAACAUUACGUUCAGCAACAGAAGAUAAAUCAUGGCGUGUACGCUAUGUUGUUGCUGAUAAACUUGUUGAUCUUCAAAAAGCUGUUGGUCCAGAAAUAACAAAAAAUGAUUUAGUUGGCGCCUAUAGUUCUUUAUUAAAAGAUCCUGAAGCUGAAGUACGUGCUGCAGCAGCAUCAAAAUUAAAAGAUUUUUGUAAUAAUUUAUCAGCUGAUACACGUGAACAAAUAAUUAUGUCACAAAUAUUACCAUGUGUUAAAGAUAUGGUUGGUGAUAUGAAUCAACAUGUUAAAUCAGCAUUAGCAUCGGUUAUAAUGGGUCUUUCACCUAUACUUGGAAAGGAUAAUACACUUGAACAUCUUUUACCACUUUUUCUUAAUCAAUUAAAAGAUGAUUAUCCAGAAGUUCGACUUAAUAUUAUUUCAAAUCUUGAAUGUAUUAAUGAGGUCAUUGGCGUUCGUCAAUUAUCUCAAAGUCUUCUUCCGGCUAUUGUUGAACUAGCUAGUGAUGCUAAAUGGCGUGUACGUCUAGGUAUUAUUGAAUAUAUGCCACUUUUAGCUGGACAAUUAGGUCCAGAAUUUUUCGAUGAAAAACUUAGUAGUCUUUGUAUGAGUUGGCUUACUGAUCAUGUCUUUGCUAUACGUGAAGCAGCAACAAAUAAUUUAAAAAAAUUAGUUGAAAAAUUUGGUCGUGAUUGGGCACAAAAUACAGUCAUACCAAAAGUUAUACAAUUAGCUCGUGAUCAAAAUUAUUUGUAUCGAAUGACUUGUCUAUUCGCUAUUAACAUCUUAGCUGAACCUUGUGGUCAAGAAAUAACACAAAGAAUGAUGUUACCAACCGUCAUUACACUUGCUGGUGAUGCCGUAGCUAAUGUACGAUUUAAUGUAGCUAAAACAUUACAACGUAUUUAUCCAGUACUUGAUUCAAGUGCAUUAGCUAUGCAUGUUAAGCCUUGUUUAGAAAAAUUAACUCAAGAUGUUGAUCAUGAUGUUCAAUAUUUUGCAAGUGAAGCUUAUGAAAAACUACGAACUAUUCAUCAUAGUUACCGUUAA
Messenger RNA from Rotaria sordida, 1791 nucleotides. The record is from the annotation of a GenBank genome assembly. NCBI's taxonomy places the organism in Eukaryota, Metazoa, Rotifera, Eurotatoria, Philodinida, Philodinidae.